AUGCUGGAAUCAUGGUUUCGGUUGGGUGAUGCGCCUUUUGCACGCGUCAAUCAUCAGGCUAUUUUUCUGAACGGUUGUCUCUACGUCUUUGGUGGUUUCAACUCUCAACUGCGGGAUAUCAACUACAAUUCGCAUCAGCUGGAUGUUUUUAAAUGGAAUGUCCGUAAGUUUCCAUCACUUCUUCAAGUGCAAUUUCUAGAUCACAACAAAUGGGAGGAAUUAAAAUAUCCAUUGCGUUUAAAAGCUUGGGAUUGUAACACCAAAACGUGGACAUCAGAUCCUCUGUCCUCGCCGGACGGAUCCAUCAAUCCUACUUUACGUUUCGGUCAUACAGUGGUUGCUUGGCGUGGACGUGGUUGGCUUUUCGGUGGUCGAACUCAACAGCAUGUCUGUCCAAAUCAACUGUACCUGUUCGAACCGGGCUAUUAUUCACAUUCCUCAGCAGCCGUGACCGUGAACAAUCUGGAAUGCAAAAAAUUGCUCAAAACGACCAUCGAUAUUAUUCAUCCAUGCUGGGCUGAAGUUGUCGGUACAACUGGAGCACCUCCGAGUCCUCGGGACGGUCAUGCAGCUACUGUUUUGGAGAAUGCGAUGUUCAUUUUCGGUGGCUUCCAAGAUGUGUUUGGAAGUUACGAUAAUUUCGUUUAUCGGUUCGAUUUUGUCACCUGGUCCUGGACACGCAUCCAAAUUCAUCCGUAUCCAUGUGUUGGACCAAGUUUAUCGCCUCCGACACGUGUCCACCACGCAUCGCAAACAAUGGACCCAACCAACCCUGCGCCGGGAACCUUACGGCCUCAAUUCGAUGAACUGGAUGAUAUAUUUGAACCAGCUUCCAUAGUUCUCCAAACCGAUGUUCCACUCCCACGUGAUUUUUCCUGUCUGAUAAGUCAUCAAGGACGCAUUUUCUUGUUCGGUGGACGUAGCGAAUUGGCCGCUCGUAGCAGUUUGGAGGUCUAUGACUCGGCAUUGUGGGAACUGGUCCCAUUGCAGGUGAACAAACAACUGCUGGCAGAGUCUGAUCAGAAUAUCACAGACCAGUAUUGUUACACUCCGGUUUGGCCAGAUCAAUGUGAAUAUUGUUCUGUGGACCAGUUACCUCAUCUGGCCGCAUUGGGUAAUCUUCAACGCAUGGCUUGGGAGGAGGAGACUGGAAAUUGGAAUAGGUUGUGGUCUGACUACACUCGUGCCUCGCUAAAAAAGGCGCGUUGUGGAAUUUUACCUGGCUACUACGAAAAAAAGGAUUGUGUACUGCAAGGUUUGUUUGCACUGCAGUAUUAUGUUUUGCUAUUGCAUUGGACGAGAUCUCAACUGGUAUGCUAA
Echinostoma caproni is the source of this 1320-nucleotide messenger RNA. The record is from the annotation of a GenBank genome assembly. NCBI's taxonomy places the organism in Eukaryota, Metazoa, Platyhelminthes, Trematoda, Plagiorchiida, Echinostomatidae.